Botrytis byssoidea is the source of this 474-nucleotide messenger RNA. RefSeq lists its product as uncharacterized. The coding region runs from base 1 to 474 and encodes 157 amino acids. Lineage: Eukaryota; Fungi; Ascomycota; Leotiomycetes; Helotiales; Sclerotiniaceae. The transcript is spliced from 2 exons. The record is from RefSeq and is a predicted model, not a curated record.
AUGAAUACCUUGACCCUCAUUACUUUCGUGGCAUUGGUGAUUUCGUGUGGCUUUGCGGCACCGAUUGAUCACUUUACCGAAGGUGACGCUUUUCAGUCAAGGAAGGGUUUGAAUACCACUACUUCGCAUGUUGAACGAAGUGGUUUGAAUGCUAGUGAUGCUCAUGUCGCACGAAAUGAUUAUCCCAGCGCGGGAGAUGUGGUUCUUACUUUCUAUGCCAGGAAUGGUGAUUCUUUCCAACAAACUUUCCCUGUGGAUGGAAACAACUACGUCAUUGAUAAUCCCCUCAAAAUCGCAAAGAUAGUCGCGGAAGGAACGGGAUAUUGUGCGAUCACGGGGUAUUCGGGAAGUUUUACACAGACGCAGAAUACGUGUGGUCCGUUGACGGUUAGUCCGGUUAGUGUGCAGGUUUGGGGACAGUGUAGUACAGCGUUGCCGGUGGAGGGGUAUGGGUUGGAUGUUGUGCCUAAUUAG